AUGGGCUCCAGCUUCCACGCGACCCUGGUCAGGAUAAAGCGAGUUAAUAGGUUGGAUGGAAUAUUUUGAUAUUACCACCUGGCCCAAUUCAAAAUAGUUAACUGAGAAAUUGUAACAGUGACACAGAGGCAUGACUCAUACUACAAGGUAAUCACAAUGAUACAGAGACACAGAAGGGCUAACCCCGCUGUUCGUGGAAUACCUCGCUCGUCGCUUUAUCAUUCCAGUGCUUUAUGGAAGGGGAAUCACCCGCCGAGUCCAGCCAAUCACACCCGUCGUAAGAAGGCCAUUCUGGCCGGUCAACCAACGAGAGAAGCUCUGAGAUCUUAAGGCCUGCGGCGAUUGGCUUGAGCGGGUGGGAAAAGCUUGGUUUGUUAAAAAAAAAAAAAAGAAAAAAAAAGUCGGUUGCGUACAGCUCCUGCUGUCUCUGGCAGGUGGUGUCUCCCUUGAUAUAUUGAGAGCAAGUAAUGUUUGGUGAAGAAGCUGUUACGGGGAAAUUAGCGUGAUUUGUAAUAAGGCGUUUUUUUGUGCAGACGCAUGCGGUACGCGCAAAGUGGGAGCAUCUAAGCUCAUUUUUGCAGCCCCCCCUCCCCACCGCUUCUGCAUUUUGAUUCUUUUCGAUCUCGUCUUCCUGGAGAUUGAAAACAAAAGCCAGUAAAAGAAGAUAUGCGAAGGAACCUCAGCAGGUGAAUUAAAUACUCCACAUCGCCAAAAAGAGACUGGAUCCCCAUUAGUUGCGGUAUCUGAAGGCGAGCAGCAGCUGACACCUCUACCUGCCAUGUGUCUGUUCUGCGGAAAGCUGUCCGUUAUCGGCUCCUCUUUGGUUUGCCUUCAGUUCGCAACACGCUGGAGAGAAGACUGGUGAUAAAAAGGGGGAUAGAGCGAGAGAGAAAGAGAAAAAAAUGAGGAAGCAUUUUUCUUCGAGAAACACCAAAAGAGUGCGCGAGAAGGAGAGAGAGGCCUCUUCCUUUGCAGGCCAUUAUCUGGGCUGAAAAUAAAAAAAAAAUAGGAGGCAAGUGGCGGUGGGAGAAGAAAAUACAGACUGAUGAAAUUAAGACUGAAUAAAAUGGGACUACAGAAAGCGACACAGACUGGAAAUAUUUUACUGGUAAACGCUGCUCGAGCGUGCAGAACAAAACGACGUACUUUGUGCAUUUAACACGCGCACGCGUCCACGCAAAACGAUUAUAACUUGAUUGUUUUCUUAAAAAAACAAAACGGGGGUUAAAUCUGUUCUGGAGGCCCGGCCUACAUUUUUUAUAACCCCUGCUUGUGAUUGUGUACGAAGGAUUUGAUGUUUUUUGUACUAUUUAAGGAGUAGCAUUUUUUUCCUACCAAUUUUUUGCAUUGGAUUUAGCCUUGCAUUUGUUCAAUGGAAGUAUGUUACCAGUUACCGGUGUUGCCCCUGGACAGGCCGGUUCCCAAGCAUGUUCUCAGCCGUAGGGGGGCCAUCAGCUUUAGUUCCAGCUCCUCUCUUUUCGGCUGCCCAGAUCCCAGGCAGCUGUCACAGAGACGUGGAGCAAUCUCCUAUGAAAGUUCUGAUCAAACAGCUGUUUAUAUUCGUAUGUUAGGGGCUUGUGUAAUAUUCAAACAGCUGUUUUCAAGAGAUGUAAGAGUAAGGAGUCGGGUAGGGUUUGAACCAGAAAGAAGGGGCUCUCAUCCAUAUCUUUACAUCGAUUUUCGCAUUUUGCACUCAUGCCCUGAAUCUGUAGGACCAGUUUGUUCAAGAAAAGUUAGAAGACUAUUGAGUUUUCAGAGGUACUUGCACUGUUCCCGAUUCUUCCGAGGCUUUCCACCUCAGAACCCUUUGUACAUCUUGGACGAUGACUAUACUGGGCAAGCAAAGUGUAUGCUUGAAAAAGUUGGAAAUUGGAAUUUUGACAUAUUUCUUUUUGACAGACUAACAAACGGAAACAGUUUGGUCAGCUUGUCUUUUCAUUUGUUCAGUUGCUUUGGACUUAUAGAAUUCUUCCAUUUAGACAUGGUAAAACUCCGUCGAUUUUUAGUCAUGGUCCAAGAAGACUACCACAAUCAAAAUCCUUACCACAAUGCAGUACAUGCUGCUGAUGUGACUCAGGCCAUGCACUGUUAUUUAAAGGAGUCCAAGCUUUGCAAAUCUCUUACUCCAUGGGAUAUUCUUCUCGGUCUUUUGGCAGCUGCAACACAUGACUUGGAUCAUCCAGGUGUUAAUCAGUCCUUCCUCAUUAAGACAAACCAUUACUUAGCAUCUUUGUACAAGAAUACCUCAGUCUUAGAGAAUCAUCACUGGCGGUCAGCUGUAGGCCUGCUGCGGGAAUCUGGGCUUUUUGCACAUCUUUCUGCAGAGGAUAGGCUGAAAAUGGAAAGUGAGCUAGGCUCAUUGAUUUUAGCAACUGACAUCAGUAGGCAGAAUGAAUAUUUAUCACAGUUUAGAGCACAUUUGGACAGAGAGGACCUAUGCUUAGACGAUGCUGGACAUCGACACUUUAUACUUCAGAUGGCAUUGAAGUGUGCAGAUAUUUGCAAUCCAUGCAGGACUUGGGAGUUAAGUAAGCAGUGGAGUGAAAAAGUAACUCAAGAAUUUUUUCAUCAAGGUGACAUUGAAAAAAAAUAUAAACUUGAAGUAAGCCCACUUUGUGACCGUCAGUUAGAAACUGUUGCAGAUAUUCAGAUAGGUUUCAUAACCUAUGUAGUGGAGCCCCUCUUUGUGGAGUGGGCUCGCUUCACAGAUACAAGGCUAUCUCAAACAAUGCUUGGCUAUCUUGGAUUGAAUAAAGCUGGCUGGAAGGGAAUGCUUCAAGGGCGAGCAGUCAGUGGUGAUGAUACUGACCCUGCUUUUGAAGAGAAUGACCCUGACACAUUACCUCAGGAAAGCAGAGAACUAUGACCUCUUCCCUUAAUUGUAGAAGAAUGACCUCAUCUUUAGGAAAGGGACCUUCAUGAAUAAAGUUCAACUUGCCUGGAAAAGUAUGGAAGACAUGCUCACUCCAGAUCUAUACCCCGUCUCCAUUUUUAGACACACCUCGUAGAUUUGCUUUUUCUUUUAAUGGGGUUGCUGAUCAAUUUUAUGUUCACUUCAAUUUUUCUUUGAGUCCUAAUAUAGAUACCUCAUU
Polypterus senegalus (gray bichir) is the source of this 3092-nucleotide messenger RNA. It is a transcript of the gene pde7a, whose product is annotated as phosphodiesterase 7A. The transcript is spliced from 14 exons. The record is from RefSeq and is a predicted model, not a curated record. Bases 1373 to 2866 code for a protein of 497 amino acids. Lineage: Eukaryota; Metazoa; Chordata; Cladistia; Polypteriformes; Polypteridae. Gene Ontology annotation, molecular function: 3',5'-cyclic-AMP phosphodiesterase activity.